Molecule: messenger RNA, 876 nt
Organism: Ananas comosus (pineapple)
Lineage: Eukaryota; Viridiplantae; Streptophyta; Magnoliopsida; Poales; Bromeliaceae
Exons: 2
Coding region: 1-876 (291 amino acids)
Biological process (GO): proteolysis
Molecular function (GO): aspartic-type endopeptidase activity
Source: RefSeq, a predicted model, not a curated record
AUGUCGGCUGGACGCUCAUCAGUACUACGUCAGCCGGAGGGAUCUCGAGCAGCACCGAGUGGACGAGUUUUCACCACUCAGGUAGAAGAGCCUGCCGUACCAGAUGACGUUGUGGCAGGUACUGUUUUAAUUAAAGGCACUAGAGCUAGAGCAUUAUUCGAUACUGGUGCAUCUCACUCAUUCAUUGGCGCGUCGUUCGCUAGACCACAUGGCAUUGAAGUGUUGUAUAGCCCGGAUUAUUGGUGGGUUAAUGCACCAGAGCAUUCUUUUAGUGUCCACGAGGAGUGCAAGGCUUGUCCAGUACAGAUAGGUGAGUGGAUUAUGCUGGCGGACUUUCUUGUGUUGAACCAGAUGUGGGGCUAUGAUGUUAUCCUCGGAAUUAAUUGGCUCUCAAAGUAUUAUGCUGUUAUUGAUUGUGAGAGCAAGGUGAUCACUUUUCGUGAACCUAACCAAGAGGAGGUGGUGUAUCAUGCAUGUAAAAGCUCGCGCUUCGCGGUGACUGUAUCGGCGUCGAGGACAAGAAAGAUGAUUAAAGGUGGAUGUGUGGCCUAUUUGGCGACGAUGGUGGAGACUCAAAGGAAGCCCCCGAUGCUUGGGGAUAUUCGAGUAGCACGUGAAUUUCCGGAUGUGUUUUCGACAGAGUUACUGGGAUUACCACCGGACCGGGAGAUCGAGUUCGUUAUUGACUUGGUUCCCGGAACGACGCCAGUUUCAAAGGCUCUGUAUAGAAUGGCACCGGCGGAGUUAGUAGAGUUAAAAGCUCAAUUGCAAGACUUACUUGAUAAGGGCUUUGCGAAGCAGAGUUCGAGUGUUGGAGCAGAGUUCUGCACUUUUCCAGAUAUUCUGGAGGGUCGUGGCCAAUGGUCCGACCCAUAG